UGGAACGCAUCAACCAAACUUGAAAUUGUGUCAAGUUAAACAAAUAGCCUCUCAUGUAUAAACAUACAAAUAUUUCAGAUUGAAAGUAAUAAAAUGGUUCAGGGAGACGGCACUCUUGCAGAGAGCGAGUAUGGCUCGAUCUUCUCCAUUUCGGGGCCUGUCGUUAUCGCCCAGGAGAUAAGUGGAGCUGCUAUGUACGAAUUGGUUCGAGUUGGGCACAUGAAACUAGUUGGGGAAAUCAUCCGUCUAGAAGCAGACACUGCUACUAUACAAGUAUACGAAGAAACAUCAGGCUUAACAGUUGGCGACCCUGUGCAAAGGACAGGAAAGCCUCUCUCAGUCGAAUUGGGUCCAGGCAUUUUGGGGUCAAUCUUCGAUGGAAUCCAGAGGCCCCUUGAGGUUAUCGCUAAGAUGACUGAAGACAUUUAUAUUCCUAGAGGUAUCAAUAUCACGUCAUUGGACAGAAAAGCUCUCUGGGAGUUCAACCCUACAGAUUUUACGGUGGGAAGUCAUAUUAGCGGCGGAGAUGUGUUCGGAGUUGUGCCGGAGAGUUCGCUAGUGCAAAAUAGAAUCAUGAUGCCUCCGAAUGCAGCAGGAACCAUUACUUACAUUGCGCCUCCUGGUCAAUACUCUCUGGAGGAUGUAGUCCUGCAGGCCGAGUUCUGUGGCGUGAAAUCAAACUACAAUAUGCACCAAAUUUGGCCUGUGAGGCAAAUUAGACCCUAUGUGGAGAAGCUGUCUGCCGAUCACCCGCUGCUAACUGGACAAAGGGUGCUGGACGCCCUGUUUCCUUGUGUGCAAGGAGGAACAACAGCCAUUCCAGGGGCUUUCGGGUGUGGCAAGACUGUGAUUUCCCAGGCACUCUCCAAGUACUCGAAUAGUGACGUCAUCGUGUAUGUCGGGUGUGGAGAGAGAGGAAACGAAAUGGCGGAAGUGCUCAAAGAUUUCCCAACGCUGACAAUGACGACGAAUGACGGAAAAACAGAGAGCAUCAUGAGGAGGACGAUAGUGGUGGCAAACACCUCCAACAUGCCAGUGGCAGCCAGAGAGGCCUCCAUCUACGCCGGAAUCACAAUCGCCGAAUACUUCCGAGACAUGGGUCUAAACGUCAGCAUGAUGGCUGACUCCACUUCUAGAUGGGCCGAGGCACUCCGAGAGAUCUCGGGUCGUCUGGCCGAGAUGCCGGCAGAUUCGGGCUACCCCGCGUACCUGGGAGCCAGGCUUGCGUCCUUUUACGAAAGAGCGGGCAAAGUGAACUGCAUUGGAUCGCCAACUCGAAAGGGCAGCGUCACUAUUGUCGGAGCUGUGUCUCCUCCGGGAGGUGACUUCACGGACCCCGUGACCACGGCCACUCUGGGCAUCGUGCAGGUUUUCUGGGGUCUGGACAAGCGACUAGCCCAGAGGAAGCACUUUCCCUCCGUCAACUGGAACAUCUCCUACUCCAAAUACAUCAAGGCUCUGGACGACUUCUUCGACAAGAACUACCCCGAGUUCCCUGCGCUGAGGUCGAAGGCGAGGGAGAUUCUGCAGGAGGAGCAGGAGUUGAGUGAGAUUGUGCAGCUGGUGGGCAAGAACACUCUGGCCGAGAAGGACAAGGUCAUCCUGGAGACUGCCAAGAUCCUCAAGGACGACUUCCUGCAGCAGAACGGAUUCAGUCCCUACGACAAGUUCUGUCCCAUGCACAAGACAGUGGGCAUGUUGAAGAACAUCCUGCACUUCCACCAGAGGGCCACUGAUGCAGUCACUCCCUCAGGUGACAAGAAGAGUAAGAUCACGUGGAAUGACAUCCGGGACAACAUGGGGGAGGCGGGAGGGGUGAUCCACUCGGUCACUUCCAUGAAGUUCCUCGACCCCAACGAACUCAGUCGCGAAAAGAUGGAGGUGGAGUUUGGAGGAGUACAGAAGCGAAUAGACGAUAGAUUCGCUCAACUAGUCGACGAGUAAUUAGAAGAAAUUCGCAAUUCUAGAGACGAGUGAAAUGGUAUGACAUAGGCCGCAUCCUAUUUAAUAGCGUGAAGUGAGUUACUGGAUCGUUGGGCAGACAAUAUUUUUAAUUACUAAGAACUUUUCCACGUGAAAAUAAUUUUGUUCAUUUCGAAGUUUUAUUUUUUUUGCGUGCUUCGCUCACUGAAAUAGUUUGUAAUAUUUCUAGCCAAAUUUUUUUUGUCUGCCCUUGGCUAUUGAGUACCCUUGGUAAAAAAACUGCGGCAAUGAUUGAAAGUUUUCUGCCUACAUUGGCAAUACGACGUGACUGCUGAGAUAGGAACUGUUGAUUACCUUUACAUGUUUUCUGAUGGUACCGAAUAAGUUUUUCUUCUAUUCCAAGUCUGAAAGUAUAUGCCCUUAUAGUUGUACUUUGUUUAUUAAUCUGAGCAUAAACCUCAGCUUUCAUAUUUAUCAAAUCGGAGCCAUGUAUUAACUGAUGAUUUGUUUUUUAAAUAUUGAAUAACUGUAUAUUUGGCAAUGUUAAGUUAGAAAUUAGACAAAUCGCUAUAUUAUAUACUUGCAUAUUAUUGCUGUCUUCUGACUGAGUUAAUAAUCAUUUUGAAAUUAUGGAACCUGCAUGAUACAUAUGAUUUAUACUGAUUCAAAUUCAGUUUUUUGCCUAUUCA
Molecule: messenger RNA, 2612 nt
Organism: Symsagittifera roscoffensis
Lineage: Eukaryota; Metazoa; Xenacoelomorpha; Acoela; Convolutidae
Product: V-type proton ATPase catalytic subunit A-like
Exons: 8
Coding region: 94-1944 (616 amino acids)
Biological process (GO): proton transmembrane transport; ATP metabolic process
Cellular component (GO): lysosomal membrane; proton-transporting V-type ATPase, V1 domain
Molecular function (GO): ATP hydrolysis activity; proton-transporting ATPase activity, rotational mechanism; ATP binding
Source: RefSeq, a predicted model, not a curated record